UGUUUUUAUAUACGCUUCAUUUUUCUUCCGCUAUUUGCAGCGACUAAAUAACAAACUAUCUAGCGGGGCAGGGGGAUCUUUUAGGGUUAAGGUUAUGGCUUCAAAGCGGAUACUGAAGGAGCUCAAGGAUCUCCAGAAAGAUCCUCCUACCUCUUGCAGCGCUGGCCCUGUUGCUGAAGACAUUUUUCAUUGGCUAGCAACUAUUAUGGGUCCUCCAGAUAGUCCAUAUGCCGGUGGGGUGUUUCUAAUCACAAUUCAUUUUCCUCCGGAUUAUCCAUUUAAACCUACCAAGAUGCUGCUAUCAAGCUGCUCUCUCUUAACAGACUUGUGCCUGAGAUUGCCCACAUGUACAAGACCGACAGGAAUAGAGCUGGAUUCAAAAAUAUGCUAUGGAUUAAGUGGUGCCUACUUAUGUAACAAGAGGGCCUCAUUAACUGUUCCUUUGAUGUUUAAAUCAAUUGUGUGAUUUGUCUCUUUAUUUACAGAACCUAGCCCUCCUUAAAACACAAUUUUCUUGCUAGUUGUCUGUAUGAAAAUUUAUCAUCCCAC
Hibiscus syriacus is the source of this 549-nucleotide messenger RNA. Its product is annotated as ubiquitin-conjugating enzyme E2 5B-like. The transcript is spliced from 4 exons. The record is from RefSeq and is a predicted model, not a curated record. Lineage: Eukaryota; Viridiplantae; Streptophyta; Magnoliopsida; Malvales; Malvaceae. The coding region runs from base 95 to 466 and encodes 123 amino acids.